GGGCGCUUCCGGCGGCAGUGGAGGCCUGCGCUGUGGGGGUGGGCGUGGAGUAGCCCCACCGUCUCUGGGUUCCCUGGUGUGGCUGGUCGGCUUGGUUUGGUGUGCCGUGGAGGCACAGGCCCGACGGCGUUGAGGGCAUUGAGUACACAUUGUGCAACCAUCACCACCAUCUGUCUUCAGAACUUUUUCAUUGUACUAAACUGAAACUACCCGCUAAGUGAUAACUCCCUACUCCCUGCUCCGCCAGUCCCUGCCAACAACCAUUCUACUUUCUAUCUGGGAAUUUGACUAUCUAGGAACCUCAUGUACACCGCCUGCUUUCCUCUCUCCACAGUGGCCUCACACCUGAAACAUGGCUACGGAUUGGCUGGGCAGCAUUGUGUCCAUCAAUUGUGGGGAUAGCUUGGGUGUCUACCAGGGCAGAGUGUCAGCAGUGGACCAGGUCAGCCAGACCAUUUCUCUCAUCCGGCCUUUCCACAAUGGAGUGAAGUGCCUUGUGCCAGAAGUCACCUUCAGGGCAGGUGACAUUACGGAAUUAAAAAUUCUGGAGAUCCCAGGUCCUGGAGAAAACCAGCAUUUUGGAGACCUUCAUCAGACAGAAUUAGGACCCUCUGGUGUUGGGUACCAAGUGGGUAUCAAUCAGAAUGGCAUGGGCAGGUUGGUCAGGAAGCCAGCCUCCUCCAGCAGUGCCCCUCAGAGCAUCCCUAAGAGGAUAGAUGUGAAGAGCCAAGAGGCUGCAAUCUCCCCCCAGCAGCAGUGCUCCAAGAGCUAUGUGGACAGGCACGUGGAGCCCCUGAGCCAGUCCAAAAGUUUCCGUCGUCGGCACAACUCUUGGUCAUCUAGUAGCAGGCACCCAAAUCAGGCAACUCCAAAGAAAAGUGGUUUAAAAAAUGGCCAGAUGAAGAAUAAAGAUGACGAGUGCUUCGGGGAUGACAUUGAAGAGAUCCCAGACACGGAUUUUGAUUUUGAAGGGAACCUGGCCCUUUUUGACAAGGCAGCCGUGUUUGAGGAGAUUGAUACGUAUGAGAGGAGAAGUGGCACCCGUUCCCGGGGCAUCCCAAAUGAAAGGCCUGCUCGGUACCGCCAUGAUGAGAAUAUCCUGGAGUCAGAGCCCAUUGUGUACCGACGGAUCACAGUGCCUCACAGUGUGAGCAAGGAGUUCUGCACAGACUCCGGCCUGGUGGUCCCAAGUGUUUCCUACGAGCUGCAUAAGAAGCUGUUGUCGGUGGCUGAAAAGCACGGGUUGACUCUGGAGCGGAGACUGGAGAUGACGGGCGUGUGUGCCAGUCAGAUGGCACUGACCCUGCUUGGAGGACCCAACAGGUUGAAUCCCAAAAAUGUCCACCAGAGGCCUACAGUGGCCCUGCUUUGUGGGCCCCAUGUGAAGGGGGCUCAGGGUAUCAGCUGUGGAAGGCACCUCGCCAACCAUGACGUCCAGGUCAUCCUCUUCCUGCCCAACUUUGUCAAGAUGCUAGAGUCCAUCACCAACGAGCUGUCUCUCUUCAGUAAGACCCAAGGUCAACAAGUGUCUAGCCUCAAAGAUCUACCCACUAGCCCUGUGGACCUGGUGAUCAACUGCCUGGAUUGCCCCGAGAACGCCUUUCUGCGGGAUCAACCCUGGUACAAGGCAGCCGUAGCCUGGGCCAACCAGAACCGGGCACCAGUACUCAGCAUAGAUCCUCCUGUGCAUGAAGUCGAACAGGGCAUCGAUGCCAAGUGGUCACUGGCUCUGGGCCUGCCUCUGCCGCUGGGAGAGCACGCUGGCCGCGUCUACCUGUGUGACAUCGGCAUUCCCCAGCAGGUAUUCCAGGAGGUGGGCAUCAGCUACCACUCACCCUUUGGCUGCAAGUUUGUCAUCCCACUGCACUCUGCCUAGAGGGGCUCUGGGCAGGCUGGACACCAGUCCCCUGCUGCUCUUGACACUGAACUUGACAGCAAACGCCUUAAGGAUGUGAAGCUUCAUGGACCUUGUUAAAUUUUUUCUUUUGGUUUGUUUCUUCUGUGAGAGAGCAGAUCAUAUUUAAAGCUAACCUGUCACCUGCCCUUAACCAGGAAAGGCUUUCCCGCUGGGUGUGCAGGGCGGGUGUCCAGCUGAGUGCGCUGUGACUCCAGGCAUCUCUCUACUCGACUCCCCGCGUGGCCAGGCGGGGCUUUGUUUACAGACAUAGGCAGCUCACAGACUGUGUUUCAGGUUUACAGCCACUGGGCCUGGGCGAGCCCCUGCGGGUGGGAUAGGUCCCGCUUGGGGGCCUGUGCCUGCUCUGUUUCAGAGCUUGUGACUUUGUCUCCCCAGCUCCCCGCCUCCGCGUCCCGAAGCUGGGCAGCCCUUCGCUCUGAUCGCGCACAGAUGGCUGCGCUGCAGCUGUCCGCUAGAGGGCGGACGUGCACUCCCCGUUCCCUGAGAGCUGAAGCCUCCCAGGGCUCCACGAGUUGAUUUCGGGGCUUUUGACCCUUUCUCCUGAGCUGAUCCAAGUUUUGUGCUGGGAUUUUUUCCAAAAGACCUUCCUCUUUUCCACUCCAUCACUCUGAGAGGCAGGGAAAGGGGCGGCAUCAGGACGGUUUUACUAUACUGGGAUUUUAUACGGUUUUUCUCUUGUCUUCAGCACAGGUGGUGUAGAUUAUGUUACUGUAGAACCACAGUGCCCAUCUUGCCAGCAGUGCCCCCCAACCCCAUACCCUCUGUAGCUGGGGGCUGAGUGUUUGCUUAGUCUGGGGCCAGACCCCUCAGGGUGUAGCUUUAAUGUUCAGUAUUAGGGAGGCCCCUGGGGGAGCCUGGUGCUUCUGUCUUCAGCCACCAUUCCCCCACUUCCUUGCCUGCACACAUAGCCCCAUGCUGUUUUGUCCCCUCUGUCCUUCCCAUGCAGUGCUCCUCUAGCUGUCAUCCCAGAGCAGGGUGCAUGCCCCUCCCCUGCCUGGGCUCCACCCCAGCUUAUAGUGUCUGAAUUUGAACCCUUUGAUUGUCCACUCUAGAUGAGGAGGCUUGGUUGGGGCCAGCACCCUAUCUCAGAGAUGCCAAAAUAAGGCUAGUUCUGGAUGAGCUAGCAGUCUGGGCUCAGCCACAGAAACCCUCUGCUGCUCGGAUCACCCCCCCCCGCCCCCCCCCCGCCUGGGCCCUGGGGGCUGGUGGGAUGGGGGCCAUGCCCUGGAGGCCCUGGCAGUGGCUCUGGCAAAAGGCUAGUGCUUUCAAGCCUUUUCCAGGGCUUCAGGCUCCCCUCUGCUCUCUGCCCACCCUUUCUUGUUAAGGGGGUGAGUGGGAAGGCCCACCAAAGAUCGUGUGUACAAGGUGGGUAGGCCCUGGUGCCAUGGGUCUCAGACCGCUUGUCACUUUCCUUAUAGGAGCAUAGCCAGGACAGAUGCAGCAGGGCAGAGGGCUGGUCCCUCCUUCUGGCCUCCCCGCCCUCACAUGUUCAGUUGUCUCUAGCAGCGGGAGGCCGGAGUCUGAGCCCUGUGCUGUGUCCUCCCCGAGCCUCUGCUCACUCAGGGCCAAGCAGCUGCCACGAUGGGCCAUAACCUGAGGAGCAGUUGAGUUCCAGGCAUUGCAGUCGGCAGCCAUUCAGUGGGUUCUGGCUCCCUGACUGGGUACAGUGGGGAACAAGAGAAGAACCCUGGCUCGACUGCUCGCUGUAGUACAUCUAAGUGGCCCUGGGGGUGAUGGCCUUGUUGAGGGGCCACUGGGAGUUUGUGCCCAAGCCUCUCUUUUUUUCUCCCCUGGUGGCGCCGGAGCCUCUUCCUGCCCUCAACCUGGGCCUCCCCGGUGUCAUUAAAGUAUGUUCCCUCCAUCUUGGGUCUUUUCAGAGGCAUCCUGCCCAGUGCCCAGUCCCCAAGGGGCCCCAGUUGGGUGGUCAAGACUAUCACUUAUGCAGUUCUUGGGGAACCCAAACCAGCACUGAAAUAAAGCUGAAUGAUGGA
This is a messenger RNA of Hipposideros armiger (great roundleaf bat), 3909 nucleotides long. RefSeq names its product enhancer of mRNA decapping 3 (gene EDC3). Gene Ontology annotation, cellular component: P-body. Gene Ontology annotation, biological process: deadenylation-independent decapping of nuclear-transcribed mRNA; P-body assembly. Bases 353 to 1876 code for a protein of 507 amino acids. NCBI's taxonomy places the organism in Eukaryota, Metazoa, Chordata, Mammalia, Chiroptera, Hipposideridae. Gene Ontology annotation, molecular function: mRNA binding. The record is from RefSeq and is a predicted model, not a curated record. The transcript has 8 exons.